AUGGACCAGAGCCAUAAUUUGAAGGUUAGUACUCCUCGAGGGUUAUUUAGUAGCAUUAGAUUUAUAAAUUAUAAGCUUAAUGAAUUGUAUGAUUUCGAUGAAUUUAAACCACAAAAUUACUGUCCAGAGAAUAAUGAUAAGAAUCUCAUGGAUGUUGUAAAAGAUAUGUUAACCAGAAGUUACCGCUCCCUAAUUACCAGAGAUAUGUCUUUGAUUCAAGCUUACAAUAAGUUUGACGAUCUAGGCCUCCUUGAGGAAACAGAUGUUAUUCAUUACCAUUAUAGGAAAAGCAAACUCAAUAAUAACAAUAAAAAUACUGGAGAUUUCUAUCCCAAAAACGGAAAACCUAGAAACAAUAUUAAACAUCCGAAAAACCAUAACAGUGAUCUAAAUGCGGACCAAAACAGAAAUAAUAACUUUCAGCCAAAACAAUCAAAUAAUUCUGAUCAAUGUCGUAACAAGAACUAUAGAUACUCUGACAGCAACCAAACUAGAAGACAUGGACAGUACAGUAACAAUAACACAAGACAUAACAAUUAUAAGAAUUCCGGACAAUACAGUCAAGGCAAAAACACCCAUGAAUCGAUGGAAGUUGAUAACAUAGAACAAAAAGAGGUAAAUUUUCCCAUAGAGCCCCUGUAA
Messenger RNA from Hermetia illucens (black soldier fly), 642 nucleotides. Its product is annotated as nuclear transcription factor Y subunit gamma-like. The coding region runs from base 1 to 642 and encodes 213 amino acids. The transcript has a single exon. The record is from RefSeq and is a predicted model, not a curated record. NCBI's taxonomy places the organism in Eukaryota, Metazoa, Arthropoda, Insecta, Diptera, Stratiomyidae.